AUGGCUGUGCCUAGUAUCACAGUCUCUUCUCCUAAGACCACCUCCGAAUCUCCCAUGACCCGGGCUGCCACAUCCCCCAUCGAGUGGAAUCACUAUUACUCGGGCGCACGAUUUUCCGAGAACCGAGACAUUACAAUGAACGGACCGCAAGGUGGUGAGUAUGAUAGUGUCUACGAUGUUGAGGAAGAAGGCCUUGACGAAAACUUCGUGUAUGGCCGUCUUUCACCUGUCCCUGCACCUCGGCAGGACACGAGAACACUUUCGGAGAUGAACGGAUACCUUCCCGGAUACCGCUUUGUCGGUAACCGCGAUAUUGAGAUGGAUGAGGCUGAUUUGGAGUACGAGAGCUCGUUUCAUGAGUUCACCUUUGAGCAUCCAUUUCGCCAUGCCGAGGACUUUGAGGGUUUCAGCGGUUGUUGGUGUGAGGAUGACUAUGAGGCUGAUGUCUCUGAGUCCUGUUUCGAGGAGUCCAGUGAAGAGUAUACUGAGUUUGAUGGUUCCUGGGAGGACGAUAAUGUCUCUAACGCUUAUGAAGAUGCCCCCGAGUAUUCCGUUUGCGAGAGUCCCGCCGGCUUUAAAGGUAACGACUCGGGGUACCACGCCAGCACAGAGUAUGAAGAGUCUAUCGAUGACCUCUCUGGGUAUGAGCCUGAGGCUCACUCUUGGUGCAAUACUUCUGGGUUCUACAGUAACGACCGCGAACACAAUGACAUGACUGUUGAAGAGAGAGUCUAUACGGUUCCUCAAAGGCUUGCCAACAUGGAAGACACCAACUGGGGACUUCGAAAGCGUAAGUUUGACGAGUAUGAGGAGGGUCAAAUUGAGGAGAAUGAGUUCUACGAGGAUGAAUCUGACGAUGUCCAAAUCGAGGAACCUUAUCCUGAGGUUGACGAUGACUAUGGUACACCAUCUGAUGAUGAUAUGUGCAUGGAACAUGUCUUGGAGUGUGGGGUUUGCUCUGACCUCGGCUUCAACUCCACUGACGCUCCCCAGGAUCACGAAAAUUCCCUCGAGGCUUAUACUUUUCAGGACGGCGAUGUUGAGUUCGAGGAGUUCCCUCAAAGGCUCCCGACAAUUCCCGAAUUGGAUGAACCUACAAGCCCCUUUCCCCCUGGAUAUGCAGACUACGUGCCUGAGGAUACUUACGUGGACGGAUGCUUUGGGGUUGAGGAUGAGUUUUAUCCUGAUGAAGCUGGCCUACCUGUAGAGGAAGAGGGUGAGGAUUAUAAUGGCCCCUACUUCAACGAUGCUCAGCUUGAUUUGGCGGAGGUAAAGUACACUUUCGUCUGA
Molecule: messenger RNA, 1290 nt
Organism: Fusarium oxysporum Fo47
Lineage: Eukaryota; Fungi; Ascomycota; Sordariomycetes; Hypocreales; Nectriaceae
Exons: 1
Coding region: 1-1290 (429 amino acids)
Source: RefSeq, a predicted model, not a curated record